AUGCGCUUCUCACUCGCCACCAUCGGCUUCCUUGCAGUAGGCGUAGUCAAUGCAGCACAGAAUCUAUCCACGGCAGGUGUAGAAGCUCUUGUACAACGAAGAUUACCGAACAAUGUCAACGACUUCGUCUUCACCUUGAACAGUCCACCCUCAGGCUACGCCGCCACCGGCAACACGACGGACAAAGCAAACGACGAGUACUCUGUCUCCAACGGCCACAACGGCACCAUCAAUAUCGCAGGUAACUCUCCCAUCGCCCUAGCAAGUGGUCUUCGCUGGUACAUGACCAACUACAUCCGCGUCGACAUCUACUGGUUCAUCGGCUCACGCCUCCAUCUCGCUCCUCAGAUCCUGCCGAAGGUCAAUGCAACAUAUCAAGGCUCUUCUAUCGUACCAUGGCGAUACCACUUCAAUACCGUGACUUUCAGCUAUACCGCUGCUUUCUGGUCCUGGGAAGACUGGGAACUGGAGUUGGAUUGGUUGGCGCUGAGGGGCGUGAAUUUGCCUUUGGCUUGGGUAGGGUAUGAGAAGGUUUUGAUCGAGGUUUUGCUUGAGGCAGGCUUUACGCAGAGUGAUGUGGCGACUUGUUUGUCUGGACCUGCUUUCCAGUCUUGGAACCGCUUCGGCAACAUCCAAGGCUCAUGGGGUGGUGAUCUUCCAAUGCAGUGGGUCGACUCUCAAUACGCCUUACAGAAACAGAUCGUAAGUCGUAUGGUCGAGCUGGGCAUGACGCCAGUCCUGCCAGCUUUCACAGGGUUCGUGCCCUACCAGGUCGGCAAGCAUUAUCCCAAUGCAUCAUUCGUCAACGGUAGCCAGUGGAACGCUUUCCCAGCUCAGUAUACCAACGUCACGUUCUUGGAACCAUUCGAUCCAUUGUUCACGACACUGCAGAAGAGUUUCAUCAGCAAACAGGCAGCGGCCUACGGCAAUGUGUCAAGCAUUUACACUCUCGACCAAUACAACGAGAACAACCCAUACUCGGGCGACCUGACUUAUCUCCAAAACGUAACAAGCAAUACGAUCGCGAGCUUGAAAAUCGCAGAUCCAAAUGCAGUAUGGAUGCUCCAGGGAUGGCUGUUUUAUAGCUCCGCUACAUUCUGGACCAAUGACCGUAUCAAGGCAUACCUGGGUGGUGUGAAGAAUAGCGAUAUGAUUGUCCUCGAUCUCUUUUCCGAAUCCCAGCCGCAGUGGCAGCGCACGAACUCUUAUUAUGGCAAGCCGUGGAUCUGGUGCGAGUUGCACGAUUAUGGUGGGAACAUGGGCUUGUAUGGGCAGGUGGAGAAUGUGACCGUCAACCCGAUCCAAGCUCUCGCGAACACCAGCUCGACUAUGAUUGGUAUGGGAGGCCAGGAGGGUAAUGAGAUUAUGUACGACAUCCUUCUCGAUCAAGCAUGGUCAAAGCACCCACUCAAUUCCGACACAUACUUCCACGAUUGGGUCACUUCUCGGUACCACGGCGCUGCUUCUCUUCCGGUCGGUCUGUAUAAAGCAUGGGAGACGAUGCGCUCGACGGUCUAUAACAACACCCAGAUCGACAUUGCCAAUGCUGUGACCAAGAGCAUUUUUGAGCUUGCGCCUAAUACGACAGGUUUGCUGAACCGUACAGGCCAUCACCCAACAACUAUCCAGUACAAUACUACUGUGCUUAUUGCAGCAUGGAAAGACUUUUACGGUGCAGCUUUGCAGGAGCCGAGUCUGUGGGACAACACGGCCUACACGUUCGACUUGACAGACAUCACUCGCCAGGUAUUAGCUAACGCCUUCUAUCCUGUGUACAUCAGCUUCGUCGCAGCAGCGAACAACACGAACAAUGCAACCUACUCAAGGACCACCGCAAUCAAUGUGGGGGCACAGAUGAUCUCGCUACUGUCAGACAUCGAUAGUGUCCUCGCAGCUAGCGGUCACCCAUCGUUCACCUUGGCCAACUGGAUCGCCUCAGCUCGCGCCUGGGCAUCGUCGACGUCUAAUCUACCAGAUACAACGACCACCAGUUCGACCAUCUCGCAAACAGCAGCCUUCUACGAGUAUAAUGCCCGCAACCAAAUCACACUCUGGGGUCCCACGGGCCAAAUUAGCGACUACGCAUCAAAGCAAUGGGCAGGACUAAUAAGUUCGUAUUAUGUCCCGAGAUGGGAGAUGUUUGUCGACUAUACAUUGAACAGUUCUACGGCGGCCAACGGAGCGAAUGCGGCGCUCGCUAAGAGCUUGUUGGCUUUCGAAGAAAACUGGCAGACGCAAGUCUGGGGUGAGAGUGAAGAGGAGAGCUACGUGGUUCCAGAGGCGGCAAGAUUGACUAGUGAGAUCGCAAGAGUUGUAGGUUGUUGGCCCAAUGUUUUUGGACGGUAA
This is a messenger RNA of Recurvomyces mirabilis, 2346 nucleotides long. RefSeq lists its product as uncharacterized. Lineage: Eukaryota; Fungi; Ascomycota; Dothideomycetes; Mycosphaerellales; Teratosphaeriaceae. The transcript has 3 exons. Bases 1 to 2346 code for a protein of 781 amino acids. The record is from RefSeq and is a predicted model, not a curated record.